UUCAAGUUGCGUCUGGAUUUAAAAUGGAAGAACAAGAAGUCGAAGAAAAUCCCCCAGUACGUCCUUACAAGUCUUUACACAGCUUUGUCGAGUCCCCUGUGCGAUUCAUCAAUAGAACGGGAAGGGAAGUACAUGUAAUCUGGAUAAACUAUGAAGGAAAGGAGGUGUUAAAAACUACUCUUCUCACGAACAAAAAACUGGAUUUGAACACUUUUAUGACUCACCCGUGGAUAGCAGUGGAUGCAAAAACGAAUGAAAGAAUGUUGUUGAACUUUAGAAAAACAUAUCUCCCCGGUGAACCGGAAGUACGGCGGAUGGAUUUUGAGAAUCGUAAAGCUUAUGUUGCAAGAGCCCAAGUACUCAUAACAUUGCCCGGUAAGGAUUUUUAUAGACUGUCGUUAAGAUCCGGGUAAUUCAAAAAUAUUCCAGGCAGUAAAUUAUAGUUGUGCGCCCUCGAAGCACCCAUUAUUCACACUUCUUGUUCGAAUGGUACAAAUCAACCUGUUUCAAGAUCCAGAUGAGCGGGGGGGAGGGGUGGGGGGAAGCUUAUUUUAGUGACGCCGUACGUGAUAUCGACCAUUUUUGGUGUCCGUGAAUCGUGAUGUACUGAAAACUGUCCUGUGAAUCAAGAUUGAAGUGAUCUCCGUGAAACGCCUGAACUGCCAAAAUCCUCGUUUGUGUAUACAUACGUUGAAGAUCAAUUGAAGAAAUUAAAUCGUUAAUUUGGCCAAACGACCUUAACUAGCAUGACUGGUGGCUUGAUUAAACUUCACUUUUAAAUCUUUUGAGGUAACCUCACACUUCACACCUACAGCUGGCUUCCCUUGGGAAUUUAUUGGUUCAUAAAACUUAAGUAAUCCACUCGAAACACUGACUGUUUUACGAAUUGGGACUAACAUAACGGUUGUGGCAUUUUGUACGACCUCUAUUUCUUGAGAAGUGUAAAAAUGUAAAUAUUUGUUUCAUGAAUUGAGAAACCUUUAGCUUAUAUAGUUUUGAAAUUAAAAAUUGAAGGAAAAACCCUAAAAUAAGAAAAACAUUCCUCGAUAAGGGUUACGUAGACAUAAAAAAUUUACAAAAUAAAUAAAAUGCUAAAAAUAACAUAUGCAUAUUGACCGAAAAGAUGAAAUUUCACCAGAGUAAAGUGAAAUUUGAUACUAAUGAAUUUGAACGAACUAAAGAUAAAAUCUAAAACAAUACUGAAAUAUUGAUAAUCUCAUGGUUUCAGUUCAGACUAAAAUAUAAAACAUUAACUCAGGUUAAGAAUCCCAACUUAGCUGGAGGCAAACUACAAGGCUGUGCUCUAAGGAAAAUUGAAGGGAGCCCAAUGCUCUGGACCUGUAAAAUCCAGGAUGCCCAGCACAUGAUUUGUAUGAAAAAACUAAGAUUUUGUAGUUGCCUGAUAGGAAAAGUUAGACGCCAGGGACCAUCGGGCUUAGCCUGUGAAUACAGCCGUUUCUCCUAGCUUCUCGCUGCCAGACAUUUUGCCAGGAGAAACGUCUGCUACUCAGUGACAGAAAUUCUAUACUGAUGACGUAAAUUAAUGUUUACAUAAUAAAUCCGGUAUUCAUGGGGUUCCAAAUGUAAAUUUGUUUGAUUUCAUGUUUCUCCUGGUCAAUUAUAGUAAAGUUUUGUGAUCUUUUGCGAACGAGCUCCUGCAAAACUCAGAUGCUUUUUUUAAAGAAGAAUCUAUUCUAAGAAUAUUGACUGUUUUGUAACAGAUUCAUCACUUUUACAUUUGGCCUUUGUGGCCUUUUGUCUGUCAUUUAAUAAACAAUAGGUAAAACGAUAUAACUACUACAUCGACCAAUCAGAGCUUCUUACCAGAUUUUGGACUGAUUUUAUGCCAUCAGUAUGGAAUUUCUGUCACUGAGUUGCAGACUUCCCUGGGCAAAACGUCCUGAGUAGUGAAAAGCAAGGAGAAACAGCUGUAUAUUCACAAUCUACAUCGGGCUCUGCUAGAGCACAGCUCUGAACUAGUUGUUCAUUUACAAGUGUGGUUAAGGAUUUGAAUUCAGGACUGCUGGGAACAAAUCCAGCAAGCAGUCAGGUUCUUACUUGAACUUGAGGCCUGACUAGCCACUCAGCCAGGCUGCCUCUUUUUAUGUUCAUAGGAUUUUAAACCAUUGCUUAAUACAUCAAGGGAUUCAGAUUUUCAAAUACAGUGGUAGUUCAUUCCAGGAUUUAGUUCCCUGUAAAAACAUGAACAUUUUAAAACAUGACAGUUCUAGCAUCUAGUCUUAAACAAAGAAUCUAAUCUAGGUCAGUUUUCAAAGUGUUAUCCAUUUGGUGUUGUAGCUGUCUUUUUUAUGGAAAACAUAUUUAUUCAGAAGCAGUUUUUUUGUUAAUUUGUGACACUAAUGAAUGACAAGUAAUGUUCAGUAUUCUUUAUUUCUUAAAUUUCUAUUUUUUUCUUAUAGUCUGCAAGCUUGAAGAAUACUGUGUAAAGACCCUGAAGAACAUUGUUUCUCCACAAGACAUCCAUAAACUUCCUCUUCCACCACUGAUUCUUGAGAAAAUUUCUCGGACAUCAUCAUGAUUCAAGUCAUUUUCAUGUAUGUGGUAUGACGGGUCAGACCUAAGGAAUAGCAGUGUUUAAAGCAUUAUGUAGAAAACUUGAAUUACAAAUACAGCUUUAAAGAUGUCAUUCAAAGGUGUUAUGAAAUAUUAAAAAUAAGCUGGUCAUUUAACAUACAGCGCAAGUGCGAAAAGCGAAAGUUACUUGCCAGAAGAAGAACAUUAAAUUCAGCUUGGAAUUUCUUUUAAUAUGCCCUUGCACACCUCCCAUAUAAUGCAUGUUAUUUGCCCCCCAAAAUUUUGCACAAGCAUUGUUUUCAAUUUCUCUUGGGGCGGCUGUAAUAUUCAAUAGAAAUGAAAAACAAAGGUUAUGCCAACUUUUGGGAGGCAAAUAGGGUGCAUUAUGGGAGAUGUGCAAGUGGCGUAAGACUUGGGUAACAUAGAAGUUUGUGAGGUUACAAAUGACCACAAUAGCAACCAUUUCAAUGUAUUGCCAUACAUACCAGUAUUUUAAUAUUAGCUUUUCAAGUCAAUUCGUUUACAUGUGGCUGAAAUCUCUGCCAUUUUCCUCCUCUAAGAUUAUUAAGGAAUCGUAAGGAGAAUUAAAGAUAAGAUUAUGAAAUAAUCUUAGGAUGCCAUUCUCCACAGUCUGUCAUUAUUUAUAUUACUCAUUGCUACUCAUUUGUAAUUGGAGUGUGCAGAGUGAAAGGAAUAGUAAAUAGAGGAUAUUACAUGGCGGCGCGAAGAUUUGAAUUUUAUUUUUGAGUGGCAAAACAAUAUUUUACAAAUGAGCGCAGCAAGUGAGUAAAAUAUUGUUUUUUGCCACGAGAAAAUAAAAUUCGUAUCUUCAAGCUGCCUUGUAAUGUUCUUUUUAUUAUAUAGACAAAAAGAUAUCGUUAAAAUAAUAGAGGGAAAUUACCGAAAUUACGUCAUCGAUAAACUCACGUGUGAGAUUUUUUGAAAAUAAAACACUCGGGUCCCAGAUGUAGUUUUUAUGAAUUUUACGAGUGGUAUAUUUUCCAGUAAAACACUCGUGUCUAUAUAACAAAUAAAAAUAUUUUGUGCAUGAGGUUAUCUUAUCAUUUUGUUUGGUUAUCAUAGUCUACGUCCUUCAUGU
Porites lobata is the source of this 3634-nucleotide messenger RNA. Lineage: Eukaryota; Metazoa; Cnidaria; Anthozoa; Scleractinia; Poritidae. The record is from the annotation of a GenBank genome assembly.